Thamnophis sirtalis is the source of this 1973-nucleotide messenger RNA. It is a transcript of the gene ASCL1, whose product is annotated as achaete-scute family bHLH transcription factor 1. The record is from RefSeq and is a predicted model, not a curated record. Gene Ontology annotation, molecular function: DNA-binding transcription factor activity, RNA polymerase II-specific; protein dimerization activity; RNA polymerase II transcription regulatory region sequence-specific DNA binding. Gene Ontology annotation, biological process: positive regulation of transcription by RNA polymerase II; regulation of neurogenesis; sensory organ development. Gene Ontology annotation, cellular component: RNA polymerase II transcription regulator complex. Lineage: Eukaryota; Metazoa; Chordata; Lepidosauria; Squamata; Natricidae.
CCCCGCGCCAAAGGCCAGCAAACGCCGCGCGCCCCGCCGCGCGCCUUGCCUCCUCCGUGCGGCCGCCCAAUGGCCAGUGGCAGCCCUGCCAAGAUGGACAGCAGCGCCAGCCAGCCGCCGCCUCCCCCGCCGUUCCUCCAGCCCGCCUGCUUCUUCGCGGCCGCUGCAGCGGCCGCCGCCGCAGUAGCCGCUUCACAAAGCGCGCAGCAGCAGCUGAGGCCGGCGGCGGGCGGCCAACAGAACCAGCCCUCUCCGGGCGCCGCCAAAGCGCCUGCUGCGGCUGCGCCGAAGCAGCCUCAGCAGCAGGUCAAGAGGCAGCGCUCGGCGUCGCCGGAGUUGAUGCGCUGCAAGAGACGCCUCAACUUCAGCGGUUUCGGCUACAGCCUCCCUCAGCAGCAGCCGGCGGCGGUGGCGCGGCGGAACGAGCGGGAAAGGAACCGCGUCAAGCUCGUCAACCUGGGCUUCGCCACCCUCCGCGAGCACGUCCCCAACGGCGCCGCCAACAAGAAGAUGAGCAAAGUGGAGACGCUGCGCUCGGCCGUCGAGUACAUCCGAGCCCUCCAGCAACUGCUCGACGAACACGACGCCGUCAGCGCCGCCUUCCAGGCCGGCGUCCUCUCGCCCACCAUCUCCCCCAAUUACCCCAACGACAUGAACUCCAUGGCAGGCUCGCCUGUCUCCUCGUACUCCUCGGACGAAGGGUCCUACGAUCCCCUCAGCCCCGAAGAGCAGGAACUGCUGGAUUUCACCAACUGGUUCUGAGAGGCCCUGGUGGCCCCUUGCCGCGUUGACUUUGCAGCAGGACUUCCUGGAAAAUCAUUCCAUCUUACUACUACUACUUUCCCCUUUCGUUGUGGAAAGGAAAGGAAAGCCAAGACACUGAAUGAAGCACAGAAGGAAAUAAACUUCCUCUCCACAAAACCUGAAGCACUCCCAAAUUCUGUCUUUGCACUCCAGCUGUUUAAAGAGACAUGCAGCCCGGGUCUGUGGGCAUUUACUAGGAAAUAAAGUCCACUGAACUGAAUAGGACUUACUAUUCCCAAUAAGUAUGCAUAGAAUUACAGACCAAUGAUUCAAUCUCUUAUACACUUACUGAAAGUGUAGCUUGCUUGCAAGUAAAGAUGUAAAAUCAGGCUGCACACAAUGGACCCAGAAGCAAAAAGGAGAGCUGUGAUGUGAAAAUAUCUAUCUACCUAUUCUUUACCCCAAAGUUAAGUUAUACUGCCUAUUUCACUACUGCCUACUCAUAAAUCUUCAACAGAAGUAGAAGCUUCCCUUUUUACUGAAAUACAGUAUUGCCUCUACCCCUUUCCAAAAAAUGUUUUCACUACCUUCUGGCCAUAAAUUGAAACACAAGCUAAUUAUAUGUGUCAGAAAGUAACAGGAUUCAUUCAGAUAGAACUAUUAUGUGGUCAGACCAACAUUAAGCAUAUUUGCUAAAUUCAGAAAUCUGUGUGAGAGGGCCUGCAAUCCUGGUUGCCUAAUGCUUGGGAAGCUGUGGAAACUCCAAACUAUGCUCUACUCAAAGAAUUGUCUGAAAUGUCCUAUCUUUGUCUACUGUCCAACUACCAUGCCCAUUAUAAAAUGCUUCCAUUUUUUUCUUGCAAACUUUUUAUUAUAUAAAAAAAAUCUAUUUGUAUCAAGCCUAACCAAUUUGGGGGAUAUAUUAAGCUAUUUUUGUAUAUAAGAGCCAGAAAAAUUUAUAGCCUUUUUUGUACAAAUGGUAUAAAAUAUGUAUAUCUUGAUAACUUUUUUAAAGAUAUGUGAUGCUUAUUACCUCUUCCUGUCUAGAUAUGUGUGUGUAGACAAUAUGACCUUACAACUGCCAUGUUUUUGUUAUGUGGUUUUGUAAAGGACUUGGAAAUGCCUCCAAAUGUACUUUAGCACCAAUGUGUCUUACUUUUUUAUAGAAAGUUUGCUAAUGUAUUAAUAAACAAUGUUCAAAAUGAACAAACUUUAUGCAGCUAUUGUCC